AGAGGAAGUCUCUACAUGCUGCACACUUCUGCUUCUCAUGAUUCAUUCUGGUCCCAUCAUGAGGACAUCAAGGACAGUGCUUGGCUUCUUCAAUGCUCCAGUCCUCUGUCUCCUCUGGCUAACUAAACAUGCAGUGGACUCAGCUCGGCUCUCGGCUCCAGAGGUGGUAACAGGAGUGUACGGGGGAUCUGUGACCGUCUCCUGCCAGUACGACCAGAAGUUGAGAAACUACACAAAGUACUGGUGCAAAGGGCUGGUGUAUGAGCAUUGUGAAAUUGUGGUGAAAACACCCAGGAAUCGAUACAGUGACAGAAGCUCCAUUGCAGACGAUAAGGAGGCCGGAGUCUUCACUGUGACGAUGACCUCUCUCAGUAAAAGUGAUGAAGGCAUGUACUGGUGUGUCAUCUCAAGAUUUGGAAGGAACAACCACGCUGGUGUCCGGCUUCGACUGUCCAACCCAGUGAUAUCAACAACCACCAUAACGCCUCCCCUCAUGACACAUGAAGAAAUAAGUUGGUGGGCGACUCUCCGUUGGAUCCUUUUUAUUUUAAUGUUGGGUUGUGUGGUAACAACACAUAUCAUUACAUGGAGGAAAAAAACAGGGAAAAAAACAUGGCCGAACCCACAAUUACAGAAUCAAAACUCAAACAUUUAUGAGGCAGUUUAGCAAAAUCUUUAUUUUAUACACUUUUCAACUAGGCCAGAAACGUUUUCCUUAUCUGGACACUGAAUCAGUAGGCAAAUUAAACUUUUAAAAAUUAACCAAUUUAAAAAGUGGCUAAAGUUUGAGACUCUUUUCCUUCACUUUUAAAUGUUUAAACUACAUUAAUUUCAGUGACUUAACAUUGGCUGACUUAACGUUCCACCCUUUGAAUAUCCAAGUAGCCUUAAAGCCCUCGGCUUUUAUUUAAAUUAUUUGUGGAUGUAAUCCAGUAUCAGUAGUUAUAGACAUUGGGGUUUUAACCACCUUUUUAUAGAGUUUUCUCAAAAUCAUAAUGGUUGAACCAACUCUUGCAAAUUCUGCUUCAUGUGAAAAAAAAAAGGAUAAAUAAUGAAGCUGAAUUGUAGUGAGGAGCUUUUCAGCCUUCGGUUGAUUCAAGAUAUGCUCAAAAGAGAUUGGUUUCCUAACAUAAAUACUCACACACACAUGCUUAUUUCCUCUAAACAUCGAAGGGGCCAUCUAGGGGGGUUCGACACAGUGUUCCUCAAAAUGUAUGCAAAAUGGUAACAUACAAAUUCAUUCAAAGCUAAAUUAUGUGCAAACUCUGCAGGAAGUGUUUUAUAUGCUCUAAAAGAGGCAGUGGUGAUUUAUGAUUCUUGUCAAGCAAAUUUUAUUAUCAAGCUGACUCUAUCUGCUACAAAUUACACAAUAAUGUCUGCUGGCCUUGGCGUAGAAUAUAUUAACAGUGUAAUAGCCCCUUCUGUAGCAUGCAUUUAAAGUUUGUGUCAGAGGAAAGUAUUUAGGAUGUGGCACUGCUUUGGAUACCAUUAUAAUUUGUUUUUGAUAUUCUUUCAACCCUUUAUGUUCACAUUAGUGAGUUCUGAGUUCUAUAAGUUUGCAUUUAUUGUUGUUUCCAUGUUAAAAACUGUAUACUGUGCAGUUGUUGUUGAAUGUAAUGAAUGUUAAACUUUGUUAUACAUAAAUAAAAUGUUGUCUAAUUCUUA
Molecule: messenger RNA, 1665 nt
Organism: Labrus mixtus (cuckoo wrasse)
Lineage: Eukaryota; Metazoa; Chordata; Actinopteri; Labriformes; Labridae
Product: CMRF35-like molecule 3
Exons: 4
Coding region: 38-667 (209 amino acids)
Source: RefSeq, a predicted model, not a curated record